CUUCUCCACACUCUUCACUCCCUCCCAUCUUUACACUCUCCACUCAUGCAGAUUUGGAUCUUUCAGUAAGGAAUCAUCGUCUCAGAUUAAUCCUCUGUAUAUAUAAUAUAUAGAGACUAGAGAGAGAAAGCGAUGGUGAGGAUAAUACCAAUGGCGUCAUCGAUUCGCCCUUCGCUCUCUUCGCUCAGGUUCUCCGGGAGCUCCCGCUUUGGCGUCUCCCUCUUCUCUCACAAUCCUUGCCGGAGACUCACUUCUUUGCAUCUCGGCACUGCUGUUCCACAGUUGCAAUCUUUUGGCCUUAAAGCUACUUACUUGCUACGAGAAAGGGGAAGCAGAAUGGCAGUGACUGCAGCUGGAAACAUUGCAAAUGCAAACACUACUACUACCCAUGAAAAUGUCUUAGAGUGGGUAAAACAAGACAAGAGAAGAAUGCUUCACGUUGUUUACCGGGUUGGAGACUUAGACAGGACAAUAAAGUUCUAUACUGAAUGCCUAGGGAUGAAACUUUUGAGAAAACGUGACAUACCUGAGGAAAGAUAUACAAAUGCCUUUCUUGGAUAUGGACCAGAAGAUUCUCACUUUGUUAUUGAGCUUACAUACAGUAAGGAAUCCUCUAUCUUCGUGAUUUACUCCCUUUAUAAUAUUUUGGAGCAUCUACACCAGAUGCUUGAAUUUGAAUUAAUUUCAUUCCUUAAAUCCUUAUACGAGCCUUGUCUUUUAUCACCUUCUUGUGGUUGUUUAAUGGUGCUGCCAGAUUAUGGGGUUGACAAAUAUGAUAUUGGAUCUGGUUUCGGCCAUUUUGGGAUUGCUGUUGAGGAUGUUGCAAAGACUGUGGAUCUCGUAAAGGCUAAGGGUGGCAAAGUAACCAGGGAACCUGGUCCUGUCAAAGGUGGCAGUACGGUUAUUGCUUUUGUUGAGGACCCUGAUGGUUACAAAUUUGAACUUUUGGAGAGAGGUCCUACACCUGAGCCACUGUGUCAAGUAAUGCUUCGAGUUGGAGAUCUUGAUCGUGCCAUUAAAUUUUAUGAGAAGGCUUUUGGUAUGGAACUUCUGCGCACACGUGAUAAUCCUGAAUACAAGUAUACAAUAGCAAUGAUGGGCUAUGGUCCUGAAGAUAAGAGUGCAGUCAUGGAGUUGACUUACAAUUAUGGUGUUGCAGAAUAUGACAAGGGAAAUGCCUAUGCACAGAUGGCAAUAGGCACUGAUGAUGUUUACAAAACAGCAGAAGCAAUAAAACUCUGUGGUGGAAAGAUUACCAGGGAACCAGGACCACUGCCUGGUAUCAACACUAAAAUAGUAGCUUGUGUUGAUCCUGAUGGUUGGAAAACGGUUUUUGUUGAUAAUGUAGAUUUUGUGAAGGAAUUGGAGUAAGUAGAUGUCAUAAAUGAAGACCUUCAUGCCAUGAGCAUUGAAUUCUGAUUUUGUGGAUAGACCGAGCAUAGAAACCUGCAACUUUCUUCAACAUUGUAGAUGCAUUAGUUUUUGUAUUACUUGAAACUAUAUUGUUGCCAGUCAAAAGUAUUAUGUACUCAACAACUCAAGUUGGAAAGUAGAAUGGCAAUGGCUCUUGCUGACA
Messenger RNA from Ipomoea nil (Japanese morning glory), 1576 nucleotides. Its product is annotated as probable lactoylglutathione lyase, chloroplastic. The record is from RefSeq and is a predicted model, not a curated record. Gene Ontology annotation, cellular component: cytoplasm. The coding region runs from base 133 to 1371 and encodes 412 amino acids. Lineage: Eukaryota; Viridiplantae; Streptophyta; Magnoliopsida; Solanales; Convolvulaceae. The transcript has 8 exons. Gene Ontology annotation, molecular function: lactoylglutathione lyase activity; metal ion binding.